AUGGCUGCUGCAUUGCGUAUUUGCGAUGAUAUCACAAUACUUUGUGCUAGUGCAGGGCAAUUCAAGCCGUCGAUAUUUCUGAUAUUCUUGCAAACCAAUACCCCACCUGCAGCUCUUCUUAGAUUCAGAACGAUGAAAGUAUCCGUCCAGUAUGUUAUCAUAGUCACCCUCAUGGCGGUGACGUCCCAAGGAGCUACCAUACCAAGGGCAUUAUCAAGCCUGGAUGAGCCUAACGAGAGCUCCGUUAGCAAUGCUGGGAGCGCCUCCAUUGGGGGUUCCUACGCAUCCUCAUCAUUCUUGUUUUUCUCUUCCGCCAGCGUCUCAUCGGCAGCGAGCCACUUCCCCACUGGAUCCCCGUCAUCGUUCAGUGCGUUCCCCAGCGGCAGCGCUGCAUCAAUCAGUGCGUUCCCCAGUGGUAGUGCAGCAUCGUUCAGUGCGUUCCCCAGUGGUAGUGCAGCAUCGUUUAGUGCGUUCCCUAGCGGCAGCGCUGCAUCAGUCAGUGCGUUACCCAGCGGCAGCGCUGCUUCAAUCAGUGUCUUCCCCAGCGGUAGCGCUGCGUCGUUCAGUGCCUUUCCUAGCGGCAGCGCUGCAUCAUUCAGUCAAGUUCCCACCAGUAUUGCUUAUUCGGCCUUAUAG
This is a messenger RNA of Psilocybe cubensis, 636 nucleotides long. RefSeq lists its product as uncharacterized. Bases 1 to 636 code for a protein of 211 amino acids. NCBI's taxonomy places the organism in Eukaryota, Fungi, Basidiomycota, Agaricomycetes, Agaricales, Agrocybaceae. The transcript is spliced from 3 exons. The record is from RefSeq and is a predicted model, not a curated record.